AUGUCGGCGGUUUCGAGCUUUUCCUGCCCGCAUUACGAAAUUCGACCCGCGUUCAGAUCGGAAAACCGGGUCGGUUGGUCGACGUUGAUCGGUGUGAGACCGGCGAAAGUCAACAUUUCGAGGCCUUCUCGCGAGGUAGCUUUGAAUCGAUUGAAAAGGGUAUCUACGCGUCCUAGUAUAUGCAUGGCAAUAGUAGAUGAGAGGCUGGCUGAUAGGAGCAUUGUUGUCAAGCCGGCUGACAUUUUGGCAUAUGAUCUUGUUCAAGGAGCAGAUGUGAGGUGGAGUUACAUCUUGGACAAGACAGUGCCUCAGCCUCCAACUGCUGUUCUCUUGCACGGCAUUUUAGGUAGCAGGAAAAAUUGGGGAACUUUUGCUAGGAGAUUGGCCCAGCAGUUUCCUAAAUGGCAGUUUCUCCUUGUUGACUUGCGUUGCCAUGGCGAUUCGGCGUCUCUGAAGAAGAGAGGACCCCACACUGUUGCUUCGGCUGCCCUAGAUGUUCUAAAGCUACUUGGUCAUCUGAAGCUAACCCCUCGAGUUCUUGUUGGUCACAGCUUUGGUGGUAAAGUUGCAUUGAGCAUGAUUGAUCAGGCUGCGAAACCUCUUGCCCGGCCUGUUAGGGUCUGGGUUUUGGAUGCUACACCUGGAAAAGUCCGAGCUGGCGGUGAUGGAACUGACCGUCCUGCUGAACUCAUCUCUUUUUUAAACACUUUCCCCAAAACGGUCUCCUCCAAGAGGGAAAUCGUAGAAGCUCUUCUACAGGAUGGCUUCUCAAAGGAUGUGGCGCAGUGGGUGGUAACUAAUCUUAGGCAAUCUGGGGUCAAUGGAGCAUCGUCUUCAAGCUUCUCUUGGGUGUUCGAUCUCAUUGGUAUUUCAGAGAUGUAUCAAUCAUAUGAAGACACAAAUUUCUGGAAGCUCGUGGAAGAAGUUCCUCGAGGUGUACAUAUUAAUUUUUUGAAAGCAGAAAGAAGUCUUCAUAGAUGGGCCAUUGAAGAUCUUCACAGGAUCCAUGUUGCCGAGGAACAAGCUGCUGAGGAAGGAGGUGGGGUCGAGAUGCAUGUCCUUGAGGAUGCUGGACACUGGGUACAAGCUGACAACCCGGAUGGGCUCUUUAGAAUUCUUUCGCACUCAUUUCAAGGAUUUUAG
This is a messenger RNA of Striga hermonthica, 1143 nucleotides long. NCBI's taxonomy places the organism in Eukaryota, Viridiplantae, Streptophyta, Magnoliopsida, Lamiales, Orobanchaceae. The record is from the annotation of a GenBank genome assembly.